Messenger RNA from Juglans regia (Persian walnut), 1752 nucleotides. RefSeq names its product serine carboxypeptidase-like 45. Gene Ontology annotation, cellular component: vacuole. Gene Ontology annotation, molecular function: serine-type carboxypeptidase activity. The record is from RefSeq and is a predicted model, not a curated record. Gene Ontology annotation, biological process: proteolysis. NCBI's taxonomy places the organism in Eukaryota, Viridiplantae, Streptophyta, Magnoliopsida, Fagales, Juglandaceae. The coding region runs from base 134 to 1588 and encodes 484 amino acids. The transcript has 10 exons.
CAAUCUCCAGUCUCCCCACGAGGCACACACCACUCGAUCGCCCCUCCAGCUCUAUAAGAAUAACAAUUCUGUUACAAACCAAAUUAAAGAUCGGGCGAGCUCAGACUCUGAUCUCACUCUUCCAUCUCUCUCCAUGAUCAUGAAGUUUAAGCAAUGGAUCAUGGUCAUGGGCGUAAUCUGUGCGUCGUUCUUCCAAACUCUCAUUCCAGUGGAGUCUCUUCCCGUAGCUCACAAAAUCAAAAGUCUGCCUGGCCAGCCACAGGUCACUUUCCAACAAUUUGCUGGCUUCAUCACCAUUGAUGAACAGCAACAGAGAGCUCUUUUUUACUACUUUGUUGAAGCUGAAGGAAACCCUGCUUCAAGGCCUCUUGUUCUCUGGCUAACUGGAGGGCCUGGUUGUUCAUCUAUUGGAGCUGGAGCUUUUAUUGAGCACGGACCCUUUAGACCAAGUGGAAAUAAUCUUGUCAAGAACGAGUAUAGUUGGAAUAAAGAAGCAAAUAUGCUGUACCUGGAGUCACCAGCUGGAGUUGGUUUUUCUUACUCAUCUAAUAAAUCAUUUUACAGCUAUGUGGACGAUGAGAUUACAGCACAAGACAGUCUCUUGUUCCUGAAACUCUGGUUUGCCAAGUUUCCAGAAUACCAAAACAGAGAUUUUUUUAUCACAGGAGAGAGCUAUGGCGGUCAUUAUGUUCCACAACUUGCUCAUCUCAUUGUUCAGUCCAAUGUGAAGUUCAAAUUGAAAGGGAUCGCUAUAGGGAAUCCUCUUCUGGAAUUCGCCACUGAUUUCAAUGCUCCAGACGAAUAUAACUGGUCUCAUGGCUUGAUAUCUGAUGCUGUUUAUAGCCUUCUCAGUAAAUAUUGCAACAGUUCUCAGAUAAUGCGAGAGGCCAUAAAUGGCAUUGUUUCUCCCGCCUGUACUGCUGUAUAUACCCAACUUUCAAGAGAACUUUCUCAGUCAAUCGAUCGAUACUAUGUCAUUGGUGAUGUUUGUGUGCAGUCAUCUGGUCAAUCUCAAGUGGAGACUCUGUAUCACCCUCUAAAAUCUAGAUUUGAGACUUUGUCAUCUUUUCAUUCACUCUCAGAUGCUUCCAGUCAACAGGCAGUUAGGCAGAGCAAGGAAGAUGUCUGCGCUCAAGAAAAUACAGCCCAGUAUUUGAACAGGAAAGAUGUGCAGCAGGCUCUCCAUGCCCGGCUUGUUGGAGUCCCAAAAUGGGUUUUAUGCAGCAAAGUUCCAAACUAUGAUGCGAGAGACCGAGAGAUACCUACGAUUCCUGUCGUAGGAUCACUUGUCAGGUCUGGCAUCCGGGCCUUGGUUUACAGUGGAGAUCAGGAUUCAGUUAUCCCAUUUACCGGGACUCGGACACUCGUGCAUGGAUUAGCAAUGGAGUUGGGAUUGAAUACAACUGUACCUUACAGAGCUUGGUUUGAAGGAAAACAGGUCGGUGGUUGGACACAGGUAUAUGGAAAGAUGGAGCUAUCCUUUGCCAGCAUAAGAGGAGCUUCUCACACAGCUCCUGCCUCUCAACCAGAGAGAUCAUUAACGCUCUUUAAGGGGUUUAUUGCAGGCAAAGCACUGCCAGCAACAUGAUCAAGUACUAAAAGAGAUAUCUCUACUCUCAUUAAUAUUUAUAUUAAGUUCUAAUAAGAGCUGAUCAUUGUUGUUGUAUGGCGGAUGCAUGUAAUAUUACUAUUGAGGAAUGCUUAGUCCACCGCGAUGGUUUUUUUUAAUUAUUAUUAUUAUUAUUUAUUUAA